AUGGCUGCGCCCUCGCGGCCCAGCACCUGGGCCGCCAUGCAGCGGCGCAUCGCGCGGAGAGCCGGGCAGGUCUCAUCCUUUCAAGAACGACCUCGACUCCUAGCCGCGGCGGAAGACCCUGAGGUCUGGGAGGAGGUCCUGCAAAGCUGGCCCGACGUGGCGCAGAAGCUGCGGCCGGCCUCGCGCUGCGAAGUGGAGUGUAGCGAUGUGCCCAGCCUGGAGGAGCUGCUGCCGUGGAUUCGGGAGGCCUUAGGCAGCAACUUUGUGGCGGAGAACUUCCAUCAGCUGAUGCCGGUUGCCAAGGUGAAGCAGGUUCCCAGAGACGUGAGGCCUAUCGGAACGAAGACACCACCACGCCUGCAGUUGACCGGCCCAAAAAGCCUUCGGCAAAAUCUGGAUAAGUUGAUGGCAUCCCUCCAGGGUGGCCAAGACCAUCGCAAUGGCGAUUUAGCGGGCAUCGACCGGCAGCCCAGGACUUUGGCGAGGCAGCACUAUGACCUCAACGGGGACCCAACGGUGGCCGCUGAUGAGUUUACUCUGGCCACGCGCAAAGCUGAGAGGCGACUGCAUGGGCGGAAGCUCGCGCAAUCCGAGAGGGCUGGUGAGUACCUCGCAGAGUUGCAGUCACCUCGGAGGAAACACUACCUUCGGGAAGCUUCCGAGGCGGAGGAGGUUAGAAGUCAUCUGCUGGAACGGUUGGACUACCUACACACCUGCCGUGGGAGCAUGGGUGAAAGCCUCUAUGCACGACAGCGUCAGCGUCGGGAGCUCUGGGUUGAACUCAAGAGAAAUCCCCAGAGAAGCUGUGGAUUAGGCGUCAAAAAAAGGUCUCGAGAUGCAAGCCCAUUUGCGGACUGCGCAGAAGUACAGCUUGCAGGAUGUGCACCGACGUGGCACCAUGGCACCAUGGAUUAA
Molecule: messenger RNA, 915 nt
Organism: Cladocopium goreaui
Lineage: Eukaryota; Dinophyceae; Suessiales; Symbiodiniaceae
Source: the annotation of a GenBank genome assembly